AUGGUUGAAAGAGAGGAUGUGCCGAAAGAUUUUAUCAAGCUCAAGUCUGAAAAGCUGUCUGUAGAUGAAGUGUCAGAACUGGUCAUUUCACCAUGCUGUGGGGCAGUGUCUCUUUUCAUUGGUACUACGAGAAAUAAUUUUGAAGGGAAAAAAGUGAUUCGCUUAGAGUAUGAAGCAUAUGCUUCAAUGGCAGAGAUGGAAAUAAAGAAAAUCUGCAGAGAUGUUAGACAGAAGUGGCCAUCAGUCAAACAUAUUGCAAUGCAUCAUAGACUUGGCGUGGUUCCAGUAACAGAGGCAAGUGUAAUUAUUGCAAUCUCGUCUCCACACAGAGCAGAGUCCCUUGAAGCUGUAACACAUUGCAUCAACAGUUUAAAAGCAUUUGUCCCAAUAUGGAAAAAGGAGAUUUAUGAGGACAAGUAUUCUUGGAAGGAAAACAAGGAAUGCUUUUGGACAAAUUCAGAAAAAUAACUGUACUCUUUUAUAAAUAAAGUGUUACUGCUCCUAAUGA
Tympanuchus pallidicinctus (lesser prairie-chicken) is the source of this 508-nucleotide messenger RNA. Its product is annotated as molybdopterin synthase catalytic subunit. Gene Ontology annotation, biological process: Mo-molybdopterin cofactor biosynthetic process. The coding region runs from base 1 to 468 and encodes 155 amino acids. Gene Ontology annotation, cellular component: cytosol. The transcript has 4 exons. The record is from RefSeq and is a predicted model, not a curated record. Gene Ontology annotation, molecular function: molybdopterin synthase activity. Lineage: Eukaryota; Metazoa; Chordata; Aves; Galliformes; Phasianidae.